Cimex lectularius (bed bug) is the source of this 2779-nucleotide messenger RNA. RefSeq names its product aminopeptidase N-like. The record is from RefSeq and is a predicted model, not a curated record. Gene Ontology annotation, molecular function: metalloaminopeptidase activity; peptide binding; zinc ion binding. Gene Ontology annotation, biological process: proteolysis; peptide catabolic process. Gene Ontology annotation, cellular component: cytoplasm. The transcript has 14 exons. Lineage: Eukaryota; Metazoa; Arthropoda; Insecta; Hemiptera; Cimicidae. The coding region runs from base 48 to 2681 and encodes 877 amino acids.
AAAACAAGGUUGUUGGGCAGUGGCAGUUUGAAAGAUUGGCUGUAAACAUGUUAGCUCGGUGGUCGUUGGGCCUCGUUAUCCCUCUGGUCCUGGUCUUCGGCAGACAGGAAACGGAUUACCGUCUGCCGAAGGAUGUCGAUUCGAUCCGGUACGAACUUACGCUAAGCCCGGACUUGAACUUGUCGAUUUUUGACGGUAAGCUCGGCUUCAUUUUCAAGGCGCUUAAGACGACCGACGUGCUCGUUAUGAACUGCAAGGAUCUUGAAUUCGUCAACGGGAGUAUAAAGUUAGUGAGCAAAAACGGCGACGAGAUGCGACUUGCCUCCGUCGAAGUGAACCCAUCACUUGAGAGAUUGUACGUCAAGCCCCAGGAGCCAUUGAUGAAAGGGGAGUUUUACAAACUGGAAGUUGAGUGGGUUGGCAAAAUUUACACAGAUGGAAUAGGUCUUUAUUCCAUCAACUAUCUCGGCGAAGGCAAAAAGAAAAAGAGGAUGUUGGCGAGUCAGUUUCGACCCGUUCACGCUCGAAGAGUCUUCCCGUGCCUCGAUGAGCCAUCAUUCAGGGCGCAUGUCAUUUUGAAAGUUAUCCACAAUCCGGACUUCAAGGCGGUGUCAAACAUGCCCAUCUUGCAUACCAAGAGAACACUUUUCAGCCCUGGCACGCUGACGACAGAAUUCGUAAAGACACCGCCGAUUCCUGUUUUCCUCGUCGGUCUGAUACUUUCACAAUUGCCAGAAUUCGAAGGGGAAAACGGCUUUUUCGCCAUGGCGACUCCGGAAAAUUUCGAAGGGAUUAAAUACAGCGCAGAGAUCGGGCCGAAAAUGGUCGCGGCCAUGGAGAGUCUGACAGGAAUCUUAUACCCGCUGAACAAAACCCACCAAGUAGCUCUUCCCAAACUCAACCCAGUCGCCAUGGAAAACUGGGGCCUUUAUAACUUUAAGGAGAACAAUAUACUGUACUUCAGCGGUGAAUCGCCGACCAUGCAAAAGCAGACUGCGGCUAGGUUUUCCGGUCAUGAAAUCUGCCAUUCAUGGAUGGGAAACAUGGUCUCUCUCGAAUGGUGGGACCAUCUCUGGAUGUCCGAAGUUUUUGCCAUGUACUACGAAUACCUCUUGCCAGACAUGGUGAAUCACUGUUGGCGAAUGGAAGAGCAGAUGGUGAUAGACCUACAACAGGCUGGACUUCUGCAAGAUUCACUCCCAGUGGAUCCGCUUACCACCAAAGUUCUAACACCGGAAGAAGUAUCUAAUAAAUUCUCUGGUGUAACAUAUACAAAAGGGCCUGGAGUUUUGAGGAUGGCGAUUCAUAUUUUGGGCUAUCAGACAUUUCUUCAAGGAUUCAGAAAGCUUCUUCAUACGCUCGCCUAUAACAGUUUGUCAAGUCCAGAUGCUCUUUGGCUUUAUCUUUCCUCCGAAGCCAAAAAUCUUCCAGCAGAUAUGGCGACAAUUAUGUCAAACUGGACGGUUUUUCCUGGAUAUCCUCUGGUGAACGUCGCCGUUACUAAAGAAGGCUUGCUUCUUUCUCAGUCGAAGUUCACUCUCGAAGAGGUCGCAGGGUCGGAGCAGACUUGGUGGAUUCCGCUUAGUUACACGACAAAAACCGAGUGCGACUUUGUAUCUGCUAAGCCGAAAAAUUGGUUUAAUCCUGAACAUAACAUGGCACUCAUUAAAACCAACUUGAAACAAAACGACUGGGUCAUUUUUAACAUUCAAUCGGCAGGAUUCUACAGAGUGAACUACGAUCUCAACAACUGGAAUUUAAUCAAACGGCAGCUUUACGAGGAUUCGGAGAAGAUCAGCCCUUUGAAUAGGGCUCAGUUGAUCGACGAUAGCUUGAACCUAGCCAGAUCGAGUAAGCUUUCUUACGAUAUGGCCCUUUCCCUUAUCGGCUACUUGGCUAACGAAACAGACCUGAUCCCUUGGAAAUCAGCCAUAAGAGGUUUUUCAUUUCUCAGAACCGUCCUUCGGGAAUCUCCUCACAAGAAAAAGUUUGAUUUAUUCUUAAGCCGUCUUGUCGACAAAGCGUUCGAAAAAUUCGGUUGGGACGAGGACAAGAGUGCCACCCACGCCUCCAAGAUCAACAAGGAACAGAUUGUACGCUUUGCCUGUCAGGUUGACCACAAAAAAUGCGUUGAUAAAUCGCUCGAGUUCUCCAACAGCCUGAUGUACGGAAAUUGGCAAAGCUUGUCUGUCGACGUGAAGGAGACCGCCUUCUGCACCGGCGUCGAAAAAGGAAGCAGUGAUUUUGGUGAAAAGGUCUUCUCGUUUUACAGUGAUUCGUCAGGAGCGGAAGCUGCGUUGUACCUUAAAGCGCUUACUUGCUUACCCUCGAUCUCUGCAAUUGACAGGAUACUUAUAUCACGAGUGGGAUUUGCGGACGUAUCUACGUGGAAUUCCAUGUUUUCCAGUUUCGCAUCAAGGAUGGAAAACGCUGGGAAACUUUUGACACUCCUGAACACGCACCGGUCUAGGAUAACAGAAAACAUCGGCGUUUCACAAUUUGUCAACCACUUGAAAAGCUUGGUACCCUUUUUGACAACCGAGUCCCAACGGGAAAUCCUUGAAAAUUUAAAUGUACAAUAUUCAGGUCUUGAAGAUGCCUUGUCUGCCCUGAACAAAACAAUAUCAUGGAGGAAUACGUUCCUUCCACGUAUAACGUCAUUUUUAGACAGAGAAGUAUAAAGUUUAAGUGAUUAACGUGUAAAAGCAUUUUAUAAAUAAAUUGUACAUAUUUACUUUUGUAAAUAAUUUUCAUUCGUUUAUUAAUAUAUUUUAAACAA